Molecule: messenger RNA, 1128 nt
Organism: Penicillium cataractarum
Lineage: Eukaryota; Fungi; Ascomycota; Eurotiomycetes; Eurotiales; Aspergillaceae
Product: 3-isopropylmalate dehydrogenase
Exons: 3
Coding region: 1-1128 (375 amino acids)
Biological process (GO): L-leucine biosynthetic process
Cellular component (GO): cytosol
Molecular function (GO): NAD binding; 3-isopropylmalate dehydrogenase activity; magnesium ion binding
Source: RefSeq, a predicted model, not a curated record
AUGGCCCAAACUCACAGUAUCCUCGUCCUACCAGGCGACGGCAUAGGCCCCGAAGUCAUGGCCGAAGCAAUCAAAGUCCUGAAAGCCUUCGAAACCCCCUCACACAAGUUUGAGCUCCGUCAAGAAUUAAUUGGCGGCUGUAGCAUCGACGCAACCGGUAAAUCCGUCACGGAAGAAGUCAAGCAAGCGGCUCUUGCCUCGGACGCCGUGCUCUUCGCCGCGGUUGGUGGACCCAAAUGGGAUAAUGCUCGUCGGGGUCUAGAUGGACCCGAGGGUGGGUUGCUACAGCUUCGCAAGGCAAUGGAUAUUUAUGCGAACCUGCGACCGUGCUCGUCUAGUUCUCCUAGUGCAUCGAUUGCAAAGGAGUUUAGUCCGUUCCGGCAUGAGAUUCUCUUCGGUUCUGGGAAAGAUGGCGAAGCAGAGGGUGUGGACUUUGUGGUUGUUAGGGAGAACUGUGGUGGUGCCUACUUUGGAAGGAAAGUAGAGGACCCAACUUAUGCGAUGGACGAAUGGGGUUACUCCGAAGCCGAAAUCGAACGAGUCACCCGUCUCGCUGCAGAAGUUGCUCUUCGCCACAAUCCCCCAUGGCCAGUGAUCUCUCUCGAUAAAGCAAAUGUCCUGGCUUCAUCUCGCCUUUGGCGUCGUGUGGUCGAAAAGGUCAUGACCACCGAGUACCCACAGCUUAAGGUGGUCCACCAACUCGCCGACUCUGCAUCUUUGAUCUUGGCCACAAACCCAAGAUCCUUGAAUGGAGUCAUUCUUGCGGAUAACACCUUUGGUGAUAUGAUAUCCGACCAGGCGGGCUCAAUUGUCGGGACAUUGGGAGUGUUGCCGAGUGCUAGUCUUAAUGGCUUGCCAGGUGAUAAGUCACUCAAGACACGACCAUAUGGAUUGUAUGAGCCAACACAUGGCUCAGCUCCAACUAUUGCUGGAAAGAACAUUGCUAAUCCCGUCGCAAUGAUCUUGUGCGUUGCACUAAUGUUCCGGUACUCCCUGAACAUGGAGGCAGAGGCGACGCGCUUGGAAGAUGCAGUGCGAAAGGUGCUGGAUAAGGGGUUGCGUACACCUGAUUUAGGGGGUACGAUGGGCACAAAGGAGCUAGGAGAUGCUAUUGUGGCCGAGUUGUAG